GGAGGUUCCAUUUCACGUACCUGCUCCUCGAUCCACGAUGUCAACUGUUCUUGAUAAAUACCAGCUUGCCGUGACCUUUCAGGACCAUCUUUCAUCAUGUCCCUGACCAAGGUUCUCGAGGCCCACCGGCCCGAACUCUCGUCCUACGAGAAGUUGUACAAACACUUCCACUCAAAUCCAGAAUUAUCCAAUCAAGAAGUAGAAACUGCUUCCACCGUCGUCAACCAUCUACGCAAAAUCUCGCCAGACUUUGAUAUCCGCUCAAAUAUCGGAGGUCAUGGUGUUGCCGCCAUCCUUCGCAACGGUCCCGGGCCCACUGUGCUCUCCCGCGCCGACAUGGAUGCCCUUCCUAUUGAAGAACGAACCGGCCUUGCCUACGCCAGCACGAAGCGAGUCGUUGACCUUCACGGUGGAGAGCAACCGGUGAUGCACGCAUGUGGCCACGACAUGCACAUCACCUGUCUCCUGGCGUAUGCCGAACUCAUGGUUUCUGCUAGAAACCAAUGGCGCGGUACCAUUGUCCUUGUCUUCCAACCUGCUGAGGAGCGUGGUACCGGUGCGCAGAGCAUGGUGGACGACGGGCUGUACGAUCCCAAUCGCCACAAUGUUCCUAUCCCCGAUGUAGUUUUCAGCGGGCACGUCGUUCCCGCGCGUGCUGGCGUCAUCGGCGUCCGCCCCGGUACGAUGGCCAGCUCUUGCGAUAAUCUGCGCGUCACCUUCCACGGUCGUGGUGGGCAUGCGUCCAUGCCGGAGCGUCUUGUGGAUCCCAUCGUCAUGGCGUCCAGCGCCGUUCUGAGGCUUCAGACUCUUGUUUCCCGUGAAAUCCAUCCUAGUGAGCACGCAGUGGUUACCUGUGCAAGCUUCAUUUCUGGGACUUCUGCGGAAAACGUUGUCAGUGACGAUGCGACGAUCACCAUUGACAUUCGUGCCAACAACCAGACUACGAGGCAGAAGUUAUACGAUGGGGUCCUGAGAAUCGUGCAAGCCGAAAGCGCUGCGUCCAACGCGGUCGCCGUACCCACGGUUGUCCGAACCCGUUCCUUUCCCGUGACCAUCAACGACGCCAUGGUUACUGCACGGGUGGGGGAGGCUUUCCGCGAUCAUUUUGGCCCUGGUGAUCACAGUUAUGUCGCAGACUACCCCCGGCUCAGUUUCAGCGAAGACUUUUGUAUUCUUGCGUCCGCUGUUGAAAAGCCGUCCCUACUAUUCGCCUAUGGCUGUACCGCACCCGACAAAGUUGAUCAAGCGCAAAAAGAAGGUAUAUUGGAGAGCAUACCAGGCAAUCAUAGUUCUCUCUUUGCCCCGCAGAUUUUUCCUACGAUGCAAAUAGGCAUAGACGCGUACGCUGUGAGCGCCCUUGCUUGGUUAUCAGAAACUCAGGUAAAUGAGUUAGGUAGGUAGGUAGGGGAGCCCGUUAUGAAAUACACGACAGAGAUCAUGCCAAGUCCGUACCUGCCCUCUUUAUCACCACCAAAAUUGAGAUGGCCCGUGACUUCUACGUUGAACACCAACGGGCAAGUGUAACUGUAACGGUGGG
This is a messenger RNA of Phialemonium atrogriseum, 1537 nucleotides long. RefSeq lists its product as uncharacterized. Bases 97 to 1401 code for a protein of 434 amino acids. Gene Ontology annotation, molecular function: hydrolase activity. Lineage: Eukaryota; Fungi; Ascomycota; Sordariomycetes; Cephalothecales; Cephalothecaceae. The record is from RefSeq and is a predicted model, not a curated record. The transcript has a single exon.